Rhododendron vialii is the source of this 2139-nucleotide messenger RNA. Its product is annotated as xyloglucan galactosyltransferase XLT2-like. Lineage: Eukaryota; Viridiplantae; Streptophyta; Magnoliopsida; Ericales; Ericaceae. The transcript has a single exon. Gene Ontology annotation, molecular function: galactosyltransferase activity. The record is from RefSeq and is a predicted model, not a curated record. The coding region runs from base 544 to 1983 and encodes 479 amino acids. Gene Ontology annotation, biological process: xyloglucan biosynthetic process.
AAAUAAUUGCUUUUUUAUUUACGGAAGAAAAAUUAUUAGGUGCUCCAGCCACUCAUUGGCAACUUAUUGCCAAGUUAUACCCAAAGACAGAAUCAUGAUUUUACCCUAACAGUGGCGAAAUGUAUACUAAAAAAAUCUAGUGAUAGCGAAACUAUAUAAAUUAAGCAUAUAUAUAUAUAUAUAUAUAUAUUACAUAUAAUAAUUACAUUUUCUAAAAUUCUUGUCAUUCAACCGCCACUAGACCUGGUUCCAUCUUUGGUUAUACCCAAGUUAUUAGUAAUCACUCACUUUAUUGAAAUAAUUGUUGGUCUCUAGCGCUCAUCCCUCCAUUCUUCAUAUAACUAGUCUAAUCCCAGAAUUUGCCUUACACCCUCUCUCUCUCUCUCUCUCUCUCUCUCUCUCUCUCUCUCUCCACACCAUUCACCUCUGUUCUUCCUCUGUUACACCAUCGCAAUCCCUGUACUCUUUCCUCCCUCCGUUACACCAUCGCAAUCCCAGUACUCUUUCCUCCCUCAUUAUACUCCAACCACAACAAACACAUAAAUGAAGCUUCCUUUACUCAGGGAUUCCACGCAAAAAUCCGAAAUCCGAAGCAAACCCAAAUCAGCUCAACCUCCCAACACCCACCCAUUAAAGCCACUCCUAUGUCAAGCCUUCGUCUGCGUUGUCAUUCUCUCCCAAAUCUUCCUCGUCGUCUUUCUCACCCGGGCCCGAUCCGCCUCCACUCGACCAAAUUUUAGUAAUUCGGAUCCCCAAGAAUGUCCGUCCGGGUCAGUUUACGUGUACGACCUCCCAGCGAUGUUUAACAAUGACUUGUUAACCAAUUGCGAUAAAUUAGACCCGCAGACGUCAAAAUGCGAUGCGGUAUCAAACAACGGGUACGGCCCGAGAGCGAUGACAGAGCUCUCCCGGGUCGUACCCAAGAAGCUCGCCCCGGCAUGGUACUGGACCGACCAUUACAUGGUGGAGAUUAUAUACCACAACAGGCUGUUGGACUACAAGUGCAGAACGAUGGAGCCGGAAUCCGCUACGUCGUUCUACAUACCUUUUUACGUUGGACUCGCGGUGGGAAAGCAUGUGUCGCGCAAUCACACCGCGAGGGACUGGGAUUUGCUCUAUGGGAGGAUGUUGAAGUGGGUCCAGGGUCAGAAGUGGUGGAAGAGAUCCAACGGCUCAGAUCACUUCAUCACGAUGGGACGGCUGACGUGGGAUUUUCGACGGCCGACAGACUCCGAUUCCGAAGGGGGGUCCCGCUUUAUCCACAUGCCGGGAAUGGAAAACGUCCUUCGUUUAACCGUGGAGAAAAGCCUGUCGGACCGCAUGGAAAUAGCUGUGCCUUACCCCACCGAAUUCCACCCCAGAACCGUAUCGGACGUCAGAGAGUGGCAGAGGUUCGUCCGCAGCCGUACCCGCACGGGCCUCUUCACGUUCGUGGGAGCAACACGUGGCACCGUAAAAAACGACUUCACGGGAGUUUUACUGAGCCAGUGCCGGAACGAGUCCGGCUCGUGCCAGCAUGUGGACUGCUCCGAGACUCGAUGUGUCGACGGGACGGCAUCGAUUCUCGAGACGUUUCUGGGCUCGGUCUUCUGUUUGCAGACGAAAGGGGACGGGUUCACGAGGCGGUCCCUGUUCGACUGCAUGCUGGCCGGUUCAAUUCCGGUUUUUUUCAGGAAAGAGACCGCGUACAAACAGAACGAGAAGGGGUGGUUCCUGCCGGCCGAUCCGGAGCGUUACUCGGUGUUUAUAGACCAGAAUGAGGUUAGAAACGGGAUUUCGGUAAGGAAAAUAUUGGAGGGGUACCAUAUAGAAGAGGUGUGGAGGAUGAGAGAAAGAGUGGUUGAGAAUAUACCCAAGUUUUUGUAUGGGAUUCCGAGUGAUGGGUUGAGUAGUAUGGGAUUUAGAGAUGCUUUUGAUAUCGCCAUUGAUGGGGUUUUGAGGAAAUUCAAGGAUCAUAAGUACACGGGAAGGAAGGAUUAUUAAGGGUCUGUUUGGUUGAUAUUCUUUUGUUACAGUACCAAAAAUAUGGGUGAGGAAAAGAUGUUGUGAAUAUAGAACCGAUAAUUUUCGGAAACGUUAAUUAAAUGGCAUAGUAUGUGAACAUGAUAUUUGUUAAUGAAAAUUUGUUAUUUUGUUCUU